Messenger RNA from Dioscorea cayenensis subsp. rotundata (Guinea yam), 1380 nucleotides. RefSeq names its product abasic site processing protein HMCES. Gene Ontology annotation, biological process: DNA damage response. Gene Ontology annotation, molecular function: single-stranded DNA binding. The transcript is spliced from 8 exons. The record is from RefSeq and is a predicted model, not a curated record. The coding region runs from base 98 to 1270 and encodes 390 amino acids. NCBI's taxonomy places the organism in Eukaryota, Viridiplantae, Streptophyta, Magnoliopsida, Dioscoreales, Dioscoreaceae.
AUCAUUCUUCUUCCCGCCCCCUUCUUGGUCGAGCUUCAAGAAAGCGGCGGAGAAAACCCCGGCGAGAGCAGCGUGGAGGUUGGCCGCCGGAGGGAAGAUGUGCGGAAGAGCUCGGUGCACGCUGGAUCCUCAGCAAAUUGGCCAGGCCUGUGGCUUCGUUCCCAACUCCUCCGUCCCGACCCGUCAAUUCGACCGUUAUCAGCCGUCCUACAAUGUUGCGCCGGGUGCUUACUUGCCUGUGGUGGUGGCGGCGCGGAAAGACGGGGAGUCGCCGGUUGUUAUCCACUGUAUGAAAUGGGGUCUUGUGCCCAGCUUCACCAAGAAGACAGAGAAACCUGAUCACUUUCGGAUGUUCAAUGCAAGGUCAGAAUCUGUGAAAGAGAAAGCAUCAUUUCGCCGACUUAUGCCUAAUAACCGUUGCCUUGUGGCAGUAGAAGGAUUUUAUGAGUGGAAGAAGGAUGGAUCAAAAAAGCAGCCAUAUUACAUACAUUUUAAGGAUCAUCGACCUCUUAUUUUUGCUGCUCUUUAUGAUUCUUGGCAGAAUUCUGAAGGAGAUAUUCUUUAUACAUUCACAAUCUUGACAACUCAUUGUUCAUCUGCUUUGCAGUGGCUUCAUGAUAGAAUGCCUGUAAUCCUGGCCGGAAAAGGUUCCAUUGAUAAGUGGUUAGAUAACUCCAUGUCCAAACCUGAAACGCUCUGGGAGCCAUAUGAAGAUUCAGACCUGGUGUGGUAUCCUGUGACCCCUGCAAUUGGCAAAACAACCUUUAAUGGGCCUGAGUGCAUCAAAGAGAUACAGCUGAAACCUGCCUGUGAGAAUCCACUAUCAAAGUUUUUCAUAAAGAUGACAGAUGAUAAAUGUCGGUCACAGCCAGGAUGCAGUGACCCAUAUAAAGAAUCUCUGCCAACAGAAGUGAAAGAUGAGUUAUUUGAUGAUAAAGAAAGGGAAGAAUCCGCUGGGAGUGAGUGUAGACGUGCAGCUGCUUCCAUGCCUCUGAAGAAUGAACCUGUAGACACUGAUACUCCUAUGAAGCUAGAAUUUGAAGAAAUAGCUACUGAUCCAGAACUAAAUACUGAAAACAUAAGUAACUCUUUUGUCAAGGACGGAGUUUUCCCUGUUAAGAAACGGGAGUUAGAAGACAUAGGCACUGAUUCAGGACAAACAACCGAAAAGGUUAGCAACUUCACUUCAAAUCCAGUGAAGAAGGGAAGAAGUAACAAGAAUUCAGGGGAUAAACAAGCAACACUGUUGUCUUAUUUUGGUAAAAGCUAGGAAAAAAAAACCCUGUUGUAGUAAACUGUUUUUUUGUAAUGAAACCUGUGUGACUUUUGUAGUAAUGUAAUUUGUAGAAAAAAUAGACUAAUUUCAUUGAUAUAUAUAUA